This is a messenger RNA of Drosophila subpulchrella, 2493 nucleotides long. Its product is annotated as synaptic vesicle glycoprotein 2B. The coding region runs from base 550 to 2184 and encodes 544 amino acids. The transcript is spliced from 4 exons. NCBI's taxonomy places the organism in Eukaryota, Metazoa, Arthropoda, Insecta, Diptera, Drosophilidae. The record is from RefSeq and is a predicted model, not a curated record. Gene Ontology annotation, biological process: transmembrane transport. Gene Ontology annotation, molecular function: transmembrane transporter activity.
ACCCACUUACGCAUGAACUUCACGCGCCGAUAAAAACUGUUGCUAUGCUCAAGGAAACGCUGUUUUGGGAGUUAGUUCUUUCAGACAUCCAGUCCCCAGGGGGUUAUUUUACGGUUCCCUAUACGGUUUGUUGGUUCCAGAUAGCAAUAGAGGGGCUGGCUAGUUAGCCGCCUUAUCACCGAUUUUGCUUCUUGCCUACCCAGCCCACGAACGAAGAUCUUUUACACCACGAUACUGACUUGCAGAUUGGGGAAGAUGGUGAGGUUAUUUAAGAUUUACAGCUUUUGUUUUCGUCUUUAUUUUUGGUGCGGGUUCAGAUAUCUCUCGCCGGGUUUUACGAGUGUUUUACCGUAUAGAGCUUUACAGAACAAAAUAGCGCUCGGACUUUGAAGCACGUACCCCUGCGGCUAGAUACUGGGACGUACUUUUAAGUCCCCAUCGCCACGGAGCUCAUCAGUUGGCCGUGGACUGUGCCGCCAGUCGCAACAUAUCCUCAUCCCAUUUGGGGCAUAUAUAUAUCCAUAUCCAGACGCGAAGAUCAAGGACAUCAUGGAUAAUUCCGGUUAUGUGAUAGAUUGUGAGAGCGAGUUCGCCAUUUCUGGGGACCGGGAGGAGAACCUUUCGGUGAAGCCGCGGCCACACACCUUCGAGGAGGCCAUCACGCUGACUGGAGUGGGCCGUUUCCACUACAAAUUGCUGCUGAUCUGCGGACUGUGCUUCAUGGGCGUGAUGGUGGAGAUCAUGGGCGUGAGCCUGAUCAUGAACCAGAUGAAGUGCGACCUCCAGCCGACGCUGGACCAGCAGGGCAUCCUGGCUUCCGCCGGCUUCCUGGGCGUCGUCCUCAGCUCCCAUGCCAUGGGCUUCCUGGCGGACACCUGGGGCCGGGCCACCACCUUGAAGUACGCCCUGUGCCUCAGCUCCGUGUGCUCGAUCGUUUCCGGUUUCUCGGUGAACAUCUGGAUGCUGAUCGUGUUCCGCUUCCUGACGGGCUUCUUCAUUUCCGGCGGACAGGCGUGCGUCUUCAGCUUGUGCGGCGAGUUCCAUGGCAAUGGCUCGAGGGUCAGGCAUGUGACCCUGCUCUCCGGAUUCCUCUGCAUGGCCAUGAUCUUUGCUCCAGCCAUGGCUAUUGGAAUACUGCCGUUGCGUAUCGAGACCAUUGUCCUUGGCAUGCGCUUCUCGUCCUGGCGUGUCCUGCUCCUGGCCAACGUCUCGGUUUCCCUGCUGGCCCUGGUGGGGAUCAGCACUCUUCCCGAAACACCCAAAUAUCUGCUGGUCCAGGGACGAGGCGAUCAGUCGCUGGAAAUCCUGCGCUCCAUCUUCGCCACGAACUCCGGCAAAGAUCCCGCUGAAUAUCCGGUCAAGGAAGUGGCCCUGGAAAGCGGUGGCGCCAGCUUGUCCGAUGUCCAUGGCUUCCUCGAUGCAGUGCGUCUCGUUUGGCACCAGACAGUGCCGCUCUUCCAUCGCCAGCGACUGUGGCACACCCUUAACAUCUGCUGCAUUCAGUUCCUUAUGUAUUUCCUGGCCCAGGGCAUCUUCAUGUGGUUCCCCACCAUCCUGGAUGAGCUGGGCACACGCAAUGGCAACGAUACCCUGCUCUGCGAUGUCCUGCAGGACUUUAAAGUGGACUCGGGGUCGCGGGAUGAUUCGGCGAGCUGCUCCGUGGAUGUGGACACCUCCACGUACCAGGUGAUGAUCAUCAUUGGAGCCUGCUUUGUGAUGAUCUACCUGCUCUUUGCCUACAUCAUCGACUACAUAGGCAAGAAGAAUCUGCUGAUGGCCUGGAUGGUGCUGACCAUUAUUUUCUUGGUGGCCCUGCACUAUGUGGAGCAGUUCGCCCUGGUGGUGAUCGCCCUGACCAUUGUGAUGGCCAUCGGCAAUUGCGGUGGCCUAGUGAGCACCAUUGCCAUGGAGUUCUAUCCGACGCACAUCAACGCCAUGGGCAUGUGCUUCAUCAUGAUGGUGGGUCGACUGGGUGCCGUGAUGGGCAGCAAUCUCCUUGGGCGCCUGCUCUUCGCCAGCUGCGAUAACGUCUUCUGGGCCCUGCUGGCCCUCGUAGUGCUCCUCUGCUCCCUGGGCUACCUCCUGCCGGAGAAGUCCCCCACCAGACAGAAGAAGCCCACCGCCACAGCGAAGGCAAUCGUGGCCGCCACCACGAGUCCCAUAUUCGCUAUUAACUCCAAGUAGGACUAGGUUUAGCUAAGCAAAGAGGCUUCUUCAAAAGGUGUCCAGGAAAAUACACCUAAACACAUUUUAUGGCAACUUUAAAAUGUUAUCUUCUACUCUUAAACAUCCUUUUCUUUUUUUUAACCUAUCUAUUAACAGCAUACAACUGAUGUAUACCUGUAGAUAUUAUAAGUACUUUGUUAUAGGUAUUAUUUUUUUUUAUUUUAUUAAAUAUGUAUUUAUUCCCAACUGACCUUAGGAAGUAUUAAGUAUGUUGGCUUCUAUUGGUUUGUCUGGUAUUAAGGAAUUAAUAAAUAUCAUUUAACAUAA